Molecule: messenger RNA, 3068 nt
Organism: Xenopus laevis (African clawed frog)
Lineage: Eukaryota; Metazoa; Chordata; Amphibia; Anura; Pipidae
Gene: zbtb33.S
Product: zinc finger and BTB domain containing 33 S homeolog
Biological process (GO): regulation of transcription by RNA polymerase II
Cellular component (GO): nucleus
Molecular function (GO): DNA-binding transcription factor activity, RNA polymerase II-specific; RNA polymerase II cis-regulatory region sequence-specific DNA binding
Source: RefSeq, marked provisional
GUCGGUGGCUGCGGGAGGAGCUUGUGCGUUCGCCGCUUCACUCGUUGUCUGCGGAAGCCGAGACACCGGGGGGCCCCCCGGGGGGACAACAAAGACAUGGAGACAAAAAAGCUGAUCACUGCAACAGACACCCAAUAUUCUGGAAUUCUGCUCAAUGCUUUAAAUGACCAGCGUAUUCAAGGGCUGUACUGCGAUGUGACCGUCAUUGUCGAAGACCGAAAAUUUCGAGCUCACAGAAAUAUUCUUUCUGCUUGUAGCACUUAUUUCCAUCAGCUGUUUUCUGUUGCAGGACAAGUUGUGGAGCUGAAUUUUGUCAAAGCUGACAUAUUUGCAGAAAUUUUAAACUACAUUUACAGCUCCAAAAUUGUUCGUGUGAGAUGUGACAUGCUGGAAGAGCUGAUAAAGUCAGGGAAGUUACUAGGAGUCCCAUUUAUAGCAGAACUUGGUAUCCCUCUUUCUCAAGUAAAGAGCAUAUCGGGAGCUGGAGGUAAAGAUGGUGGUACUGAUGCACCAUCAAACCCUGAUCAUAAAGCACCUGAACCACAAAAAAGCUCAGAUAGUCCAUUACCAUGCACAGUCAAAAUCAAAGCUGAUGUGAAAACCGAGAUGCCUGUAAUCACAGAAUCCUUUUCAUUGUCCAGUGAUGAUUAUAAGGACAAAAAGGCUUCUGGUUCCCAAGAUCACAAUUCAGAGAAGGAAGAUGAUGACGAUGAUGUAAUAUUUUGUUCAGAGAUUGUGUCAUCUAAACAGGCCCCCGCAGAGAGAAAGGAGGCUGCUCAAACCCAAAUACCUCCUGAUAAUGAACAAGUACCAGAAGUAAAAAAAGUUACCCCUUCAAGUCAAGUUCAACUUACCCAGAAUUCAUUACCAACCAACCAACAAUCAUCAAAGAACACCUCAUCAACAACACAGAAAUUUACUCCACCUGUUAAUGCAAAUAUAAGUAAGAAUCCAACUCCAGCUGCAAAUGGUUUUCUUAGUCCCACAGCUCAGAAGCAAGGGACUCCUAAUGCUGUUCAGAAUCAACAUUCCCAAAACAUUACCUCUGGUAACGCUUUACCACAACAAAAACCUGUGGUCAAUUUCAGCUCACUAAAGCCUCAGCAAAUAAGUGCUAUAAAACCCAAAACAGAAGUAAUUAUCCAUGGUAAUGGCCUCUCUCCUCCAAGUUCCUCUGUCAUCCCUUUGGGGCAGCAACCUGUCACACCAAAACACAUUUCCUUUGAUGGGGUACAGAAAAAGCAAGUUGUGACUUUUACUCAAGGAUCUCCAUCGAAACCUGGCGAAUUCAAAAUUAAGAUAGCCGAUGUUGUUUCAGGAAGCAGCCUGGAUUCAUUUAAAGACUCUGAGCCACGGCGCAUUAUUGACGGCAAAAAAAUCAUAACACUAGACACUGCUUCUGAAAUUGAAGGUCUGUCAACCGGUUGCAAAGUUUAUGCAAACAUUGGCGAAGAUACGUAUGAUAUUGUCAUUCCCAUAAAGGAAGAUCCUGAGGAAGGGGAGGCCAAACUAGAUUUAGAUGGAUUACCAAACCGAAAGCGCAUGAAGGUGAAGCAUGAUGAUCACUAUGAGCUGAUAGUGGAUGGUAGAGUAUAUUACAUUUGUAUCGUAUGUAAACGAUCUUACGUAUGUCUGACCAGCUUACGGAGACAUUUUAACGUCCAUUCCUGGGAAAAAAAGUACCCGUGUCGUUACUGCGAGAGAGUUUUCCCUCUUGCAGAAUAUCGUACUAAGCAUGAGAUUCACCAUACCGGUGAACGAAGAUACCAGUGCUUGACUUGUGGAAGUUCUUUUAUCAAUUAUCAGGUUAUGGCUUCACAUAUAAGGUCCGUUCACAGUCUGGAUCCAUCAGGAGAUUCAAAGCUUUACCGACUAAACCCCUGUAAAACCCUGCAAAUCAGACAGUACGCGUAUGUUAAUAACUCAACUAAUGGCACUGUUAUUAAUGAUGGAGCAAUUAACGUUCCUGUUAUUACUGAUGGUGGCAUUAAUGUUCCUGUUAUUAAUGAUGGUGGAAUUGUGUAUGAUAUUGACCCAGAUGAACCACAGCAACCUGCGUCUGAAGGAAACCACGCUAACUCUGCUACAAAGCCUGUCAACUGGGAUAAUAUCUUCAUCCAGCAGAGUAAUCAGAAUAUGUUUAAACUGAAUACAUCUGAGGGUGGUACAGAGUUUGAGUUUGUAAUACCAGAAUCGUACUAGAUCUGCAGAUUGAACCUGCAUAAAAAUAGGAACAUAGAUGACUUUAAGGCAACUUGCCAUCAGGAUUUUUUUAAGCUAAUCUUAUGGUAUUCUAAUAACGACUAGUCCUUUUUGUAGUUGCAUUAUCUGUAGUUUUGACUGGCAUGGGUGGGGGGGGGGAGCCAUCUCAUAAGCAUUUACUUGAAGGACCAGUGGAGCUGAUUAUCAAGGAGUAUUGGGUUCCAUUUUACAUCUGAUCUUUGUUCCAUUUGAAACAUCUUCAGUUGUUUCAGAGUCUCUUUAUUUUGUGACUUUGGGGGUUUUCCGCUGUGUUUAAAUUAGAAACUCUUGCUCACUGUUUAGUUAUUAAGCUUACACUUUAAAGCUAGCUCUGGUUUCUGAUUGGACCUCUGUUCACUGCCAAUAAUAAGUCAGAUUUUGUGCUAGGAUCACAUCAUACAAGCUGAAACGGUUGUACUGCUAGAAGGGUCCAAAAACAGCAGUCUUCCAAUCCUUUUUUGAUGGUUUGUGUGCAGAAACAUACAUGUAAUCCCAAAAUAUGGUUAAAUUCAUUUUGUAAGUACGGAAAUUAGGUGAAGGAAGGGUACCAGAUUAUAUUAGACAUUAGGGGCACUUCUACUAAAUGCUAGUUGCUGGGCUGCAUUGGUUGCAAAGCAGUUACAAUGACUGCAUAUAUGAUAACCGUAAUUUAUUACCCAACUGUAGGUAUCCUUUUUAAUAAAUAAGAUGCCUCUCCUGGUGUAGGCCCCUAAAUCUCCACCUGGUUAGGGGAAAUGGAAUAUUUAUAUCUAAACACACACAAAUUGAUCAGCAUGGUCAGCAGCAUAUGAAAAUGCAGUGGUUGAUUUAAAAAAAAAAAAAAAAAA